Molecule: messenger RNA, 3077 nt
Organism: Linum trigynum
Lineage: Eukaryota; Viridiplantae; Streptophyta; Magnoliopsida; Malpighiales; Linaceae
Source: the annotation of a GenBank genome assembly
CACAGGCCCGGCCCACUUAACAGAACGACUUCGUAUAACAUAAAAUUCGAGAAUCAAUGGCAAUUAUGGCGUCAGCGACGCUGUCUAACGAAGGAGUCACUCUUGUCAAAAAAAAAAAAAAAAAAAAAAAAACGAAGGAGUCAAACCGUAGAGGACAAAACCUCGCACACGGAGCUCCUUCCUCCUCCUAGUAGCGUCUUUGCUUUUGACGAAGGGGAAAACGGAAAACCAAACCUGAAACAAAAGUUCGCCUUUUCUCGAUCUGUCGGACUCGCUUCAUUCGCACGAAAUCCUCAGAGCAGGUAGGUAGGUACGCAAGAGAUUCCGAGCUUCAAUUGCUGUUUCAGGGUUCCGUUGAAUGGUGAUGGUUGGUGGUUACUAUUAAUGGGGAUGAUGAUAAGAAUUGUCUUUUUUCUUGUUUUAGGGCUUGGAGAGUCUAAUUGGGAGAUCAUCGACGGCUGGUCAAGAAGAUGUGGGCUGCUUCCUGUCUCGCGUCGUGCUGUGCGGCCUGCGCUUGCGAUGCUUGCCGCACCGUCGUCUCCGGGAUAAGCCGGAGGUCUGCAAGAAUCGCCUACUGCGGCCUCUUCGGUCUCUCUCUCAUCGUCUCCUGGAUUCUCCGCGAGGUUGCGGCGCCCAUGAUGGAGAAAAUUCCAUGGAUCAAUCAUUUUCAUAAGACGCCUGAUAGGGAGUGGUUUGAAACCGAUGCUGUCCUGCGUGUUAGUUUGGGAAACUUCGUGUUCUUUACCAUUCUGGCUAUUAUGAUGGCGGGUGUUAAGAGUCAGAAAGAUCCUCGUGAUAGUUUGCACCAUGGUGGAUGGAUGAUGAAGAUCAUCUCUUGGUUCCUAUUGGUGAUCUUUAUGUUCUUUGUGCCAAACGAGAUCAUCAGCUUCUAUGAAUCAAUAUCCAAGUUUGGUUCUGGAUUGUUCCUUCUUGUUCAAGUUGUGCUUUUGUUGGAUUUUGUUCACGGAUGGAAUGAGAAAUGGGUUGGAUAUGAUGAACAGUUUUGGUACAUAGCGCUGCUCAUUGUGUCACUUGUUUGUUAUGUAGCAACAUUCGUUUUCUCAGGGUUUCUCUUCCACUGGUUCACACCUUCUGGGCAGGACUGUGGAUUCAACACCUUCUUAAUCGUUAUGGCCCUGAUUCUUGUGUUUGUUUUUGCACUUGUUGCACUUCAUCCUGCUGUGAAUGGAAGUAUUUUGCCGGCUUCAGUGAUAUCUCUGUACUGCAUGUAUCUCUGCUAUAGUGGACUUUCAAGUGAGCCAAGAGACUACGCAUGCAAUGGUCUUCACCAUUCAAAGGCUGUGUCAACUGGCACUCUUACUCUUGGUCUCCUCACAACUGUUCUGUCAGUUGUAUACUCUGCUGUCCGAGCUGGUUCUUCUACCACCCUACUUUCUCCCCCUAGCUCUCCCCGUGCAGGUAAGCCACUGCUGCCCAUGGACAGCAAGGACGAUGAGCAUGAAGAGAAAGAGCAUGCUAAGCCUGUCUCAUACUCGUACUCUUUCUUCCACAUUAUUUUCUCCCUGGCUAGCAUGUAUUCGGCAAUGCUUUUGACUGGUUGGUCGACCUCAGUCGGGGAGAGUGGAAGGUUGGUCGAUGUCGGGUGGCCAUCUGUGUGGGUCCGCGUCCUUACAGGAUGGGCUACUGCUGGUCUCUUCAUCUGGUCGCUGGUUGCUCCAAUUUUGUUCCCAGAAAGGGAAUUCUGAAUCUGAGGCUGCUUCACUCGGUGGUCUGGGUGCUAUGGUGUUUUCUACAUGACCGUUGUAUCUGUGUGUAUAUAAUAUGACUGAGGAUUUCUAAAUGUCCGAAAUGAAGGCACAGAGUCUUGCCAACUACUGUUUGUUGUGAUGUAAUCGACCGACUAUGGCUCUCUCUAAACUACCCAAACUGCUGAAAUUGCUUUGAGCUUUUAUGUGCUUCUUGUAUCUGUGUUUCGAUCGACAUUUGCAUCUCGCCUUUAUCUCUGUUGAAGUGCAUGUUUUCUGUGUUUGGAAAAUGAGUGUCGAAGUCACCAUUAGCUCAAUCAAUGUAAUGGAUGCGGUAUUGGAUUAGCAACAAUGGUAGCAUAAGAGGGAACAAAAUUGUGAAUAGCCUAUGCAUACAGGAAGUGUGAAAACACGAGUAAGUACUUGAGACUUCCUCCCAUUGUUGGUCAAUCUAAGAAGGUGGUGUUUGCUUACGUUAAAAGAGCGGAUUCAGAACAAAAUUCAGGGUUGGAAACUUGAAAGGGUAAGUUGAUGAACCAACGGUUAAUUAACAGUUCUAUAAUGCUUAACUUUUCAACCAUCAACUAUCAAUUUUUUCGAUUGAGGAUCCAGUUCGGUUAUGAAAAUGUUGGAUAAAAUACAUACUAUCUUAUAUUCAAGUAUAUACCGAUUCCGAUAAAGUACAUCUAUAAUAUCAAAUAACACUUGAAAUUCAAUCCUAAUCAAAAUCUCAUAAAAUAAUGGUUGUAUUUGUUUUAUAGGGAAAUUCAAUACUUAAUAUCAAAAUACCAGUACUAAACUUCCAACUCUCCUUCUUUUUGUCACCAAUCAACGGUUGGGAUUAGGGCUGGAAGUUUGGUACUGGUAUUUGGGAUAUACCGAAUAUCAUACCAAAUUUGUCUAUUUUUGGUAUUAUCGAAUACACAUAUUAUUUCUUGGGAUUGGGAUUGAAUUUCAAUUUUUAUUCGGCAUUAGGGAUUACGGGAUUGGGAUCGGUAUAUACCGAAAUACCGAUCAAUAAAAAAAUAUAAGCUAGUGUGUAUUUUUUAUCCUCCCAACUAGACUCUCUCAUUCACUACUACACGAUCCUCAACCAUCAAGAGUGCCAUUUAAUUAUACAUAGAUAAUUCCAUCACUAUUUCACAACUUAGAAGUCCUCAUCAACUCAAAUUUGACUUUUCAAUUAAAAUCACUUUCGUCUCUCACCUAAUCUCUUGUUAUUUUCAUAGCACCAAAAAAUAAUAAAAGUAUUAUUGUCUCUCAACCUCCAAUUCGCCAAAUUAAAGAUUACCAAUGACAAGAACUUUAGAUGUCACCUCUCCUCCAUUCUUCUUAUCCAUAUCAUAGCUUUAAGAAAACUCAUUACUCAAG